This is a messenger RNA of Stegodyphus dumicola, 1123 nucleotides long. RefSeq names its product neprilysin-2-like. The record is from RefSeq and is a predicted model, not a curated record. Gene Ontology annotation, cellular component: plasma membrane. Gene Ontology annotation, molecular function: metalloendopeptidase activity. Lineage: Eukaryota; Metazoa; Arthropoda; Arachnida; Araneae; Eresidae. Gene Ontology annotation, biological process: protein processing.
GUCAGGAAUGUUAUGUUUGACAUUAUUUAUGAAUUUCAUUUCACCAUAAAUUCAACCAUUUUUACAAACGAUAGUAAAAUUGCAGGUCGAAUAGUAGACUAUUAUGGCGAAGAAGUGGACAACCGCUGGAGCAACGAAACGAACAAACAUUUCGAAACUAAAACCGGGUGUUUCUUGGAGCAAUACGCUAAUUAUACUACUCGUAAUGGAAAGAAGAUGAAUGUUAAUAAAACGCAUUCCCACGAUAAAGCUGACAACCUUGGUUAUGAACUAGCUUAUCUGGCUUAUCAAUCUUGGGUUAAAGAUAACGGAAGGGAGCCAAUGCUGCCCGGAUUGAAAUACACACAAAAUCAGUUAUUCUGGAUAAGUGCAGCUAGUGUGUUCUGCGCAAAAAUGUCACUAGAUUCUGAGAUAAAUUAUGUAAAUGAAAGUGUGGACAGUCUACCACAGUUCAGAGUGAUAGGAUCAAUGUCCAACAUUCCAGAGUUUUCAAAAGACUUCAACUGCCCUCCAAAUUCAGCUAUGAAUCCAAGAGAAAAGUGCCGAGUUUUUUGAUAUAACUGACCAAAUUCGUAUUUCAGAAAUAGGUACUGUUCUGCUAUCGGGGGACAGGAGUCCUCGCCACAUUUUCUGCUAAUUUCACCAAGAGAUUGAUUCACAUGAAUUCGCCAAUAUUUACAUAUUAAAAAAGUAAAAGAAUGCGGCUCAAGAUUGGCAACGAGAAUAAAAUUUCUAAAGAUUUCUGCUUUUAUUAUUCUUGUAUUUACCAUGGAUUUAAAAAUUUGGUACAUACCUAAUGAUGAAACAUGUCCCAUAUAGUUUCUUCAGAAACAAGGAAUAUAAUAAGUUUAAUUUCGUCGAUCCCGAUACUAAUUAGUUUACUGUUGCUAUUCAUGCACCAGAACUCGGGUAUUACAUAUAAAAUGGUUUAAAUAAUAGAAAAAUCUAUAAGCAUUUUUAUGGUUAUUAUUUUAUGUAUUAGUUUUUGAUUAAAUAAACCGCUGAAACUUUUUCUUGAUUUUUAAUAAUUUAUAAUUUAAAUCUAACAAUGAUUAGUGUUACCUUCGCAAACAGUACAAAAACAAAUUUACAAAGCAUUUGCUUUAGACUGAGUCGACGUAAG